AUGGCAGGUCGCUUGGACUUCCUCUUUGAUGUUCCCGGCGACACCAUCUGCGUUCGAUCUCGCGAAUCAAAGCAAUCAGUGUACAUCACUGAGAGUUGCAAAAUGUCGGCCACUGUCCUGAUCUUUGCCAACCUCGUCAAGUACUUCCAGCGCGAACAUCCCCUUUAUGUUCUUCGUACUCGUGGCUUCGAGCCAGGUCAGCCUUUCUUUACGUCCAUGGACGAAAUAGUGUACACCUACGCUGCAGCAAUACAGAUGACUCGACCCACCGGUCCUUAUGCCAUUUCUGGUCAGAGUGACGAGUCAAACUCGUCGGUUUGA
Molecule: messenger RNA, 321 nt
Organism: Suillus fuscotomentosus
Lineage: Eukaryota; Fungi; Basidiomycota; Agaricomycetes; Boletales; Suillaceae
Exons: 2
Coding region: 1-321 (106 amino acids)
Biological process (GO): biosynthetic process
Source: RefSeq, a predicted model, not a curated record